CAUUCCCUUUUGAAAAAAAGACAGCUCUUUCUGAUAUCCUUCCAUUUGAAGAUCAACGUCUUGCAUGGCCAAUGGCUUUGUCACGUAGUUGCUCAUUGAGCUAAUUAAGCCACUACAAAUUAAGGUGACAUUCCUCGAAGAAACGCAUGUAAGAUAGCAAAGGUGCUCCCCAAGAAUUAGCGUGACUGUACUCUUGAACUCCGCACCUUUCAGCAAACUUCUCGAUCGAUUUAACCACAAACCAUACAAGUCCUUGUUAGGCAUAGCUCUCGAUAGGAUCAUUGUUGUGGAAGAUUAGAGAGAAGCUUCCUAAUAAUUAAUCUGGGCAAAUGGAUUACGAGGUCUUUGGGUUAGUCAUCGUCCUGUUGCUGUGCGUCGCGUGGGCAAUAGUGACUGAGCGUCGCCAGCGGCAGCUGGAGGAGCUGGGGCAGCUGCCACCAGGGCCAAGGCCGUUCCCGGUGGUGGGAAACAUCUUCCAGCUAGGCUGGGCCCCGCACGUGUCAUUUGCCGAGCUGGCCCAGAAGUUCGGUCCUAUCAUGACCUUGUGGCUUGGAUCCAUGGGCACCGUGGUAAUCUCGUCCGAUGAGGUGGCCCGGGAGAUGUUCAAGAACCAUGACGCGGUCCUUGCUGGAAGGAAGAUCUACGAGGCCAUGAAGGGCAAUCAUGGGCACGAGGGCAGCAUAAUCACGUCCCAGUAUGGCCCACACUGGCAGAUGCUCAGGCGGCUCUGCACCACUGAGUUCUUUGUGACGAGCCGGUUAGAUGCCAUGAGAUGUGUCCGAGGGAGGUGUAUCGAUCAAAUGGUGCAGUUCGUGGAGGAUGCAGGAGCCUCAGGAACCGCUGGGAUUGAUGUCGGGAGGUUCUUCUUCUUGAUGGCUUUCAACCUUAUUGGAAACCUCAUGUUCUCUAAGGAUCUUUUGGAUCCCAAAUCAGAGAGAGGUGCCAAAUUUUUCUAUCACGCAGGGAAGGUGAUGGAGUUGGCGGGGAAGCCAAACAUGGCAGAUUUCUUGCCGGCACUGAGGUGGUUGGACCCGCAGAGGAUCAGGAGCUGGACGCAGUUUCACGUGAAUCGGGCCUUCGAUAUCGCUGGGGAGUUCAUUAGGGAAAGAAUGGAGACCGUGAGGACCAGUAGUGCUGCUGGUAGUAAUGGAUCGACUGUGGAAGAAGAGGAGAAGAGGAACAAGGACUUCCUUGAUGUGCUGUUGGAGUUCCGCGGCAACGGCGUCAAUGAGCCUGCUACCUUCUCGUCGAGGACCAUCAACGUCAUCGUUUUUGAAAUGUUUACUGCUGGAACUGACACGACCACGAGCACAUUGGAGUGGGCCAUGGCCGAGCUCCUCCACAACCCGCGGACGAUAAGGAAGGCCCAAGACGAGCUGAGGAGCGUAGUGAGCCCCAACAAGAAGCUUGAGGAGAAGGACAUAGAGAACCUCCCUUACCUCAGGGCAGUCAUAAAGGAGACUCUCAGGCUUCACCCACCACUCCCCUUCUUAGUCCCUCACAUGGCCAUGAGGUCUUGCAAGAUGCUAGGGUAUUACAUCCCCAAGGAGACCCAGAUCCUUGUCAAUGUCUGGGCCAUCGGCCGUGACCCUAAGACAUGGAAGAACCCUCUCGAGUUCCAGCCCGAGAGGUUCCUUGAGCCCGACUCUGUGGACUUUAAGGGGCACCACUUCCAGUUCAUACCAUUUGGGUCGGGCCGAAGGAUGUGCCCUGCCGUGCCACUGGCUUCUCGGGUGCUCCCACUGGCUCUGGGGUCACUCCUCCACUCCUUCGACUGGAAGCUGGCUGAUGGUCUCAAGCCUGAGAACAUGGACAUGAGCGAGAGGAUGGGGAUCACGCUCCGGAAAGCCGUGCCUCUAAAGGCAAUACCGGUGCCCUACAACAAGUUGAUGUAGAAAGUAUCUGAACCCUUGUUCAUCCCAAUAUUAAGCUUGAGAUAAGUUGCGAUUAAACUGUGUAUCGUGAAUUGUAUGCCAAGGCUGCUUGGUACGACCUAAUGCUAUUAUCAUGACGCGUUCUAUAUGAUCAAAUCAUCAUUUGCU
Messenger RNA from Punica granatum (pomegranate), 2042 nucleotides. The record is from RefSeq and is a predicted model, not a curated record. NCBI's taxonomy places the organism in Eukaryota, Viridiplantae, Streptophyta, Magnoliopsida, Myrtales, Lythraceae.